This is a messenger RNA of Puntigrus tetrazona (Sumatra barb), 2173 nucleotides long. It is a transcript of the gene ing4, whose product is annotated as inhibitor of growth family, member 4. Gene Ontology annotation, biological process: regulation of DNA-templated transcription; positive regulation of apoptotic process. Gene Ontology annotation, cellular component: nucleus. NCBI's taxonomy places the organism in Eukaryota, Metazoa, Chordata, Actinopteri, Cypriniformes, Cyprinidae. The transcript has 8 exons. The coding region runs from base 45 to 797 and encodes 250 amino acids. The record is from RefSeq and is a predicted model, not a curated record.
GAUUUCCGGUGAAACCGGAAGAAUCUUUGUUUGUGUUUGUCAAAAUGGCGGCUGGAAUGUAUCUAGAGCACUAUUUGGACAGCAUAGAGAAUCUGCCCUUUGAACUGCAGAGGAACUUCCAGCUGAUGCGAGAUCUGGACCAGAGGACAGAGGAUCUGAAAGGGCAGAUUGAUUCUCUGGCUCGUGAAUACACAGCCAACGCUCGGACAUUGUCUUCCGAACAGAAGCUCUCACUGUUAAGACAGAUCCAGCAGUCUUAUGGAAAGUGUAAAGAGUUUGGAGAUGACAAGGUCCAGCUUGCGAUGCAAACCUACGAGAUGGUGGACAAGCAUAUCCGAAGGUUGGAUACAGACCUGGCUCGCUUUGAAGCUGACCUCAAGGAGAAACAGAUAGAGAGCACCGAUUAUGACUCUACCUCCAGCAAGGGCAACAAGAGUGACCAUCGAGGACCCAAGAAGAAGGAAGUGACUCGCACUAGGUCAAAGGUGAAGAACUCUGAUGAUGACUGCAGCUCAAAGAGUAGUCAGAAGAAGGUCAAACUCACACAAAGCUCUGAGUUUUCAGCCCCAGCCGUGAACUUUGGGAACGUGCACCCCUCGGAUGUGCUGGACAUGCCAGUGGACCCCAACGAGCCCACUUAUUGUCUCUGCCACCAGGUUUCAUAUGGGGAGAUGAUCGGCUGUGACAAUACAGACUGUUCUAUCGAGUGGUUCCACUUUGCUUGUGUGGGUCUGACCACCAAACCCAGAGGGAAAUGGUACUGCCCAAGAUGUUCGCAGGAGCGGAAGAAAAAAUGAACAUGUAAAUCAGGAGAAUUGACAGAGAGGGAGGUAGAGGCAGACACAAGGGUUGAAAGUGUUUUUAAGGCCCUCCAUAGACACUAAUAUAGAUCCACUCUCUGCUUAAUCUGGUGCUUGUCAUCCUCUUUUCCGUCUUCACGUCCCUCUCUCAGCCAGACAGUAAGAAGGGAUGACGGGUGAAGAUGAAGGAGGUGUAGUAAUUUAUGUGCUCGGUAAUGAAGAUGACUUUUUGUUAUGGAGUGUUUCUUAUUUUUAUUUUUUUUGGUUUAUUUUUAUAUUUUGCCUAUUUUCGGUUUGAUUAUUUGGAUUGUAUUUUUUACAGCUCAUUUUAAACACGUGAACUCAGCAGUCAGGGGUCACAUCAGGAGAUUCCAGGUGGUCUCAGACCGGAUCAUUUCUCAGUGUAUCCUUAGAUGGGAUCAUUUCCUACUAGUCUCAGUUUUUGCCUUUUUUACAGACAAAGAUCAGACUGAAGCUGAUCGUUUAUUUAACUUAUUUUCUCAUUGCAGUUUUCAUAAAAGGGCAAGUUUAAAAGGGCAUGUUUAUUUGACAAACCAGCAAUUACAGGAAAAUAGCUGCUCAAUGGAAUUAUUUAACUUGAUUUUUACACCUACUCAGCCUACUUUCCCUCUCUCUCUCUCUCUCUCUCUCUCUCUCUCUCUCUCUUCUCUUUGUUGUCUUACUCACUUGAAGACCACCUCUUCACUUCAGGUUCAUUCCACAACUGUAGAUUUCAAUGCAGACACAUUUUUUUUUGGUGCUUGUGGUCACACACUACCUGGACGGUAUUCCAGACUGUUUAAAAGCAUUAACUCAGCAUGUAACGUCAUUCGGUCGAAUCGCUCUGACACCUGCUCAUUAAACGCAUUUGGUGUUUUCUUUUUUUUUUGUAACGAUAUGAAUUAACUCUAGACUCUAGGAUUGCUGGGAGUUCAGCGACGGGGUUCUUUGCGACUGGAUUUUGGUGCUUAUGAAUAUAUUAAAAAUAACGAUGUGUGCGGUUUGGUUAAAUGCGUGAAUUGCGCAGCUUACAAUGGUUCUCGGUCGUUGUGUUGACGUUGUUAAAGCAGUAUGAUGCUUUUCGCGAGAUGUAGGAAAUCAAAUGUGCUGAUAUCAGUUUGUAUUUAAGGUUUGGUUGUUUUAAUAAAAGAAUUACAGUUAUGUCAGACAAUGCAAAACCUGGUGCUACACAGUGCUUGUUGCCGGUUCUAAAUGAUUCUGUUGUCUAGUGUACGAUGAAGGGUUUGUGUCGCGUGUUUUUUGCCUUUGUCAUGUUGCUUUGUGAUUUGAUAUUCUAGAGUACUGUACUAAUGUCAGAUAUUGGGUCUGGUGUCUUCCAUGCUGAACGAACAAUGCCUGAUUCUGAAAGCGUC